AUGUCCGCUAACGACGUGCUAGAUGUUCUCAAUGUUCAGCGUGACGACCUCACACAGCCAGCCAAAAAAAAGGCACGUUCGGAGGCUGCUCCGGCUCCAAAAUCGGGAAUUUCUCGUGAGUUGUACAAUCUCAUCGGAGCAAACACUCCGCCGAUUCUAGUAAACAUGGGAAACAACAGGAUGAAGGAUAGGAAACUGCGUGUUUCUCCAUGGACAAAGAUGCCUUUUGUUCCUAACGAAAGAGCUGGAAAGGCGCCUACUUUACACCAUUGGGAAAAAGGUGCGAAGGAGCUCUUGAUGGAGACCUCAAAAGAUAAACCGUACUAUUUCGACAAAUUUGUAGUUUCCGUCGACAUCCCGGAGAUGGUGGAUGAGGAGUUGUUCAAUCAAUUUAUGGUUGAAAUCAAAGAAAGACAGAAACAGAUGGCUCAGAAAUUCAAAACCUCUCUCCACAAUAAAGUCGAGGCCCAAAAGGCCAAUCCACUGGGCGCCAGUAGUGCGCUGACUGUGAAAAAAGAGGAUGCCCCUACUGUGGUCAAGGAGGAGCCAACUAAAGACGACAGCGUAAAAGAAGCGUCUGGAGAAACUCCCCUGGUAUCCUCAAACGGUAAGGAGCCUACUGAACUGGCCGACCAGCAAGAAACUGAGGCCGAAAAUAAGCCACUGGAAGCAAUUGACGCCAUGGAUGUCGAUGAAGAGGAAGCUUCUGGUCCUUUGCCAUGGACAUACGAAGAAACCAAGCUUCUUUUCGAAUUCUGUAAGAAUUUUGAGCUCAAAUGGUUUGUCAUCAAUGAUCGUUUCCCCCUGAAAUACGGCCGCAGUUUGGAAGACUUGAAAGAACAAUUUUACGCUAUGUGCCUCAUGAUCAUGACCCAUAAAUCUAUUGGAAAUCCUUCUCUCAUCGACUCUUUGAAGGCAUUCCUGAAGCCUGCAGAGAUAGAGCGCAAACAUUAUCUACUGAACUUGCUUAAACGUACCCCAUCCGAAAUUGCAGAGGAGUCCCUGCUUGUGAUUGAGGCUCGACGCUUUGAAAUUGCCGCAAAAAAGAUGCUCAUGGAAAGAGCAAACCUUCUUUCUCUUCUAGACCUGCCGCAGGCGGCCCUGUCUGUUCAACAAUACCAGUCUUCACAAGGUCUUGGAAAUUUGUACAGUCAGUUAAUGAUCAUGGACAAAAAUCAACGGAAAAAGAGCCAGCAGAAAGUUCUGCAAAUGGCUUCCGAUCCUGUUCCACCUCCAAUUCCUGUAGCAGCUUCAUCUCUGCACAAGCGGGACUUCCAGACACAUCUCCAGCAAUACUUGUCUGGAUACUUAAAGCAGCAACCCCAAAGGCCCGAGGACAGCGCCAUCCAACAAUUACUAUCAAAGAAACUCACAGCAAAAGAAGAAGAAGCUUACGGUCUCUUCUAUCAUGCAAACGAGCGCAUCAACCCCGGUGUCAUCCUUCGGUCCACUCAGAGACUAUCUGGUCUCCAGCAGAGGCAGUCUGUUUUCAGAGCUGUCAACAAUAUGUUGCAAGAACUUGAUAUUCCAACGGCGGGCGGUACAGCAUGGAAACCGAACAUGCCAACGAGAAAAACUAUGGCCAAGUACGAUGAGUUGACUAAAGCUGUUGUGGCUUUGUUGGAGGUAAAGAAAGUUAAAGACAAAUUGGAAGCAGAAAUCGAGCUCAUCAAAAGUCAAAGAGAAUUAAGAUAG
Molecule: messenger RNA, 1695 nt
Organism: Australozyma saopauloensis
Lineage: Eukaryota; Fungi; Ascomycota; Pichiomycetes; Serinales; Metschnikowiaceae
Gene: SWC4
Product: Swc4p
Exons: 1
Coding region: 1-1695 (564 amino acids)
Biological process (GO): negative regulation of transcription by RNA polymerase II; DNA repair; chromatin remodeling
Cellular component (GO): Swr1 complex; NuA4 histone acetyltransferase complex
Molecular function (GO): transcription corepressor activity
Source: RefSeq, a predicted model, not a curated record